UUCCAGGAGUGAGACACCGUCGUGAACGAGCAGCACCUGAACGCUGCAUCUGGCUCCAGCCCGCUCACUCGGACACACACUGAAACAGCAGUAUGUGUUUGACCAAACUAAAGUGAGUCGCUGGCUGCUGCUGUGUGCACGGUUUUACACACAACAGAAACACCAACAUGGAGGUGUUAUUUUCGGGGACAGGACCGCGGUGAGAGGGCCGACCGGAGGAUGUAGGGACUACACGAGGCGGCAGACACAAUACAAAAGAAAGCGCCGAGGAGAGGAGGCGAUGGUGGGGGAGAGGAGCAGCAGCAUCGGGGGGUUUCACACAUACCCCAGCUUCAGUUCUCUAACAUAACCAUUCACUUUUAAACUGGGAUAUCAAGGCGAAAAUAUCCUCCAGCAUGUCGGAUCCAAGUCACUGGUCUGCGGCUCCAAGCCACACCAAGUCUCAUUUUGUUCCGGGAGCCUUGCUGAAGCGCUCAAAAAGCUGUCGCAACAGCAACAGGAAGAACCUCGGUGUCGGGACGCUAUCGCCCACGCUGUCCCGGCCGCUCUCACCGCUCUCACUGCACACCGCUGCAAGCAGCCCUCUAGACAGUCCUCGAAAUGUGUCGACUGGCGCCUGCCUCAACUUCCCUUUUGCCCGAAGUCACUUGGCUCGCGCUGACAGAGCUGAGGGCCGGAGAUGGUCUCUGGCGUCCCUCCCCUCGUCUGGCUAUGGAACCAACCCGCCGAGCUCCACUGUCUCAUCCUCCUCCUCCUCCCAGGAGCGUCUUCACCAGCUUCCCUACCAGCCGACUCAAGAUGAGCUGCACUUCCUCUUCAAACACUUCCGCAGCACAGACAGCAUGACCGACGAGGAUGGGCGGCACUCCACGCUCAUACGACCUCGGUCUCGGAGCCUCAGCCCCGGGCGAUCAAACGUCUCAUUUGAUAAUGAGAUUGUCAUGAUGAACCAUGUUUACAAGGAACGUUUUCCAAAGGCCACGGCCCAGAUGGAGGAGCGCUUGUUUGAGAUUAUCACCCACUGCUCUCCAGACAGCUCCCUCCCUCUGGCUGACGGGGUGCUGGGCUUCAUCCAGCACCAGUUGGUGGAGCUGCUCAGAGACUGCCUGGACAAGUCCCAGAAAGGCCUGGUUACCUCCCGCUACUUCGCUGAGCUGCAGGAGAAGCUGGAGAAGCUGCUUCACGAGGCCUACGAGCGCUCUGAAAGCGAGGAGGUGGCCGUCAUCAUCCAUUUGGUGAGGAAGAUCCUCAUCAUAAUCUCUAGGCCGGCUCGCCUCCUGGAGUGUCUGGAGUUCGACCCGGAAGAGUUUUAUCACCUACUUGAGGCCGCCGAGGGUCAUGCCAAAGUCGGCCAGGUUAUCAAGACGGACAUCCCACGCUACAUCAUCAGCCAGCUGGGUCUGACCCGCGACCCUUUAGAAGAGCUUGAACAGUAUGAUGCGAGUCCUUCAGUGACAGUGGACACAGAUGCCAGUGUGGAGAACAAGGUCCCACAGACGCUGACACCGACUCGAAGGAAACCUUUUGAGAGUGACUUUGACACAAUCAAACUCAUUAGUAAUGGAGCUUACGGGGCCGUAUAUCUGGUCCGUCACAAGGAGACCCGACAACGGUUUGCCAUGAAGAAGAUAAAUCGUCAGAACCUCGUCCUGAGGAACCAGAUCCAGCAGGCUUUUGUUGAGCGAGACAUCCUGACGUUUGCCGAGAACCCCUUCGUUGUCUCCAUGUUCUGCUCUUUUGAGACACGACGUCACCUAUGCAUGGUCAUGGAGUAUGUGGAAGGUGGAGAUUGUGCCAACCUGCUCAAGAACAUGGGCCCACUGCCUGUAGAAAUGACACGGUUGUACUUUGCUGAAACAGUCCUGGCAUUGGAGUAUCUUCACAACUAUGGCAUUGUGCAUCGGGAUCUCAAACCUGACAAUUUGUUGAUAACAUCAAUGGGCCACAUCAAGCUGACGGACUUUGGCCUGUCUAAAAUUGGCCUCAUGAACAUGACCACCAACCUGUACGAGGGUCACAUGGAGAAAGACACGAGAGAGUUUAUAGACAAACAGGUGUGUGGCACUCCGGAGUACAUUGCCCCAGAGGUGAUCCUCAGACAGGGCUAUGGGAAGCCUGUGGACUGGUGGGCCAUGGGGGUCAUCCUCUAUGAGUUCCUGGUUGGCUGCGUCCCAUUCUUUGGAGACACACCUGAAGAGCUUUUUGGACAAGUUGUUAGUGAUGACAUCAUUUGGCCAGAAGGAGACGAUGCCCUGCCUGCUGAAGCCCAGGAUCUGAUCACCCGCCUGCUCAGACAGAGUCCUUUAGACCGACUGGGAACUGGCGGAGCCUCGGAGGUCAAACAGAACCCUUUCUUCAUUGGUUUGGACUGGAAUGGACUCCUGAGACAGAAGGCUGAAUUCAUCCCGCAGCUGGAGGCGGAGGACGACACGAGCUACUUCGAUACUCGUUCAGAUCGUUACCAUCAUUUGGCAUCAGACGAGGAUGAGGAAACCAAUGAUGAAGAAUCUUCCUUGGAGAUCAGGCAGUUUUCAUCCUGGUCGCAUCGCUUCAGCAAGGUUUACAGCAGCACAGAACAUCUGGCCACGCCAUCCAACCUGAGCUUCUCCUCCGACCGGAGCCACAGCGAGGACAAAGAGGACCGCAGGGACGUGGGGGGACUGAGUCCCUGCCCGGGCACAGCAGAGGGCAGCGCCGAGCGCAGACACGCCGGGCGCAUGGCCAGCCUGCGCCCUCGGGCCUCCUCCAGCUCCUCCCAGUCUGAGAGGAGCACCAGCCCUCUGGUGAUGAGCAGCACCCACAGCCUGGAGACCAUGCCACGCUUCGCCCUCUCCACUGAUGAUGAAGCUGAGGUGGUCGUGUCAAACCUUCGGAGGAUCAGGAUACGCAGCAACAGCACCGGGGCCAAACACUCAUCCCCCAAAGAGCCGACCGGCCCUCGACGUUUCGGUAACCAGCUGGAGACGCCGGACAGACAGAGGCUGCCCUGCGGAGGGAAGGUUCCCAAAUCAGCCUCCGUCUCAGCCCUGUCCCUCAUCAUCACUACAGACGACUCGCCCAGCGGCCUCCAGCCCAGUCCCAUCUCCCCUCGCUCUCUGUCCUCCAACCCUUCAUCCCGGGACUCCUCCCCCAGCCGGGACUUCUCCCUCAGCCCGGGCAGCCUGAGGCCUCCCAUUAUCAUCCACACCUCCGGGAAGAAGUACGGCUUCACCCUGCAGGCCAUCCGGGUCUACAUGGGCGACAGCGAUGUCUACACGGUGCAUCACAUGGUGUCGAGUGUGGAGGAGGGGAAUCCAGCUUACGAGGCAGGGCUCCGCACUGGAGACCUCAUCACCCACGUCAACGGAGAGUCGGUCCAGGGCCUGGUCCACCCUGAGAUGAUAGAACUGCUACUGAAGAGUGGCAACAAAGUGUCUCUUCAGACCAUAGCACUCGAGAACACGUCCAUCAAAGUGGGUCCAGCGCGGAAGACCAAACACAAAGGGAAGAUGGCUCGUCGCAGCAGAAAGAGCAAGAGGAGAGAUAAUUACGACAGGCGACGAAGCAUCCUAAAGAAGCUGUCCAAGCAGAGCACAGUGAUACACAGCAGUCGCAGCUUUAACUCGGGUCUCCACCACUCAGUGUCCUCCAGUGAGAGUCUUCCUGGCUCCCCAACACACAGCCUCUCCCCCGGCCCCUCCACACCCUGCCGGAGCCCCGCCCCCGACCAUCAGGCCUGUGACAACAACUCUCCUCAGAGCACGUCUCCCUGCUCCAGCUCUCCCAGUUCUCCCGCAGCACACAUCCGGCCCAGCUCUCUCCACGGCCUGGGCUCCAAACUCAGCACGCAGCGCUACACCAAGGCGGGCCGCCGGAAGUCAACCAGCAACAUCCCCCCCUCGCCCCUGGCCUGUAACUCUUCCUCUUCCUCAGCCCAGCCUCUCUCUCCUCAGCGCUCUCCCUCUCCACUCUCAGGCUUCGCCAAAAGCUUUCACAGUUACCACGGCAAAACUCUGUCCCCCCCCACCAUCGUCAGACAUAUUGUCCGGCCCCGCAGCGCCGAGCCCCCCCGCUCUCCUCUCCUGAAGAGGGUACAGUCCGCUGAGAAGCUGUCUGGUGUGUACCAUGCUGAUAAGAAAUCUUACACCCCCCGCCGGCACACGCUGGAGGUUCCGUUUUACGGCGAGGGGGACCUGCUGGGGGAUUUGGAGGCUGAGGGAUCCUGUGGAGGGUCCUACAUUGGUGUGGAUCUCAGCAGGCUGGGGGGGUACAUCGGCAGCCAGAGGUUGAGGGACUCUGGGAUGGAGCGAUCGGAGCAGCUGGUCGUGAUGCGAAAACUCAACCUAUCAGAGCGAAGAGACUCUUUUAAGAAACAGGAAGCAGUGCAGGAGGUGAGCUUUGAUGAGCCGGAAGAGAAAUCCAGCACCCCAGGUCCGGGCGCCCAAACACAGCAGCAUCGGCACGGGACGGCCUGGACCCUCACUCGACCCCAGACCAGCGUGGAGGUGGAGCCAGAGGUGCCGGUGGUCAGGAGGUUCACUCUGGUGCCCCAGAUCGCCGUGCAGGGCUCAACAGAGAGCGAGCAGGAUGAGUGGGAGCCAUGUUCAGAAGGCGAGGACACCAACAACGAGACAGCAGUGCCGCAGGCGGGCGCCCCUUCCUCUCAGCCACAACAGGCAGGACGUCCUCUUUGUGACAACAGCUGCAGUCCGGCAGCAGACAGCCCCCCCACUGGUCCUCAGGUUGGUCCCUCCACAGAGAAGACCGAGUGCAGAGAGGAAACUCCACAACAAGGGCAUUUGAAAAGUGACGACUCACCACUGCACUAACUUCAACUGCUCAUCUUUUAUUUCAAGUCUUUCAAAGUUGUAAAGUCAUUUACAAACUUCAUGAACUGAGUAAGGAGAUGAUUUUACUUGAAUUUUUUUAAUUAUUCAAAUUUGCCUCAAGGCAUUGCAGACCUGCUGGUCUUAUUUAUUACAUAUAUAAGCUAUGAUGAAUUAGUAAUGAUGAAAGAGGGAAGGUCUGAUUUAAAGAGCCAAGGGUCAACAUUUUUGUAUCCAUAAAAUGUGGUUUUGUCUUUUGACUAGAUUGCUUUUUGUAUAAAUGUCUAUUUUUUAAAUACAUUGUUGCAGUACAGAGUAGUUUGAUAAUGAUCAGCAUAAUUGUUGUAGGACCAAAAGGUACUAGUUUUUCUUUCAGUGUCAAUUUAGAUCUGAACAGUGCAGCUUUGAAUAGGUUACUGCUAUUAUAUUGAUCUUCAGAAACCUAAGAAUGACCUUUGGUUCACACUGUGAGCAACAUGGUUGAUGUGUCAACGUCUGAUGAAUUGUCAGCAGUUGUAUCUUUAAUAUACAACAAUAGUAUUUUUUUUUUUUUGCUGCUGCUGCAGUCAAAGCUACCAAUUAGCAUGAAAGGAAAAAAACGUGUUACUCUCUUUUUGCACUCCUCAGACACUGUAGUUUGUGCAAAAAUCACAUUGGUGGAGAAAACAGCAGUGCUAUAGUUGUGAAAGAUAAAGUUCUUCCAUUUACUUGUUGAUCAUGUUUCUUACGGUGUGAAUUCAUGGUCACAGCAAACAUUUUCUCGAGUUUAUAACAGGUCAGUGCAGGGUAAUAUUGCACACAGAAAGUACAAUCUGUUACAUGAUAUAUACCUCAUUCACACCAACGGUGUUUCAGGGCCGGUUCGGAGCUGGAGCUUGAAAAGCACCGGGUUUUCCUCUUCACACCGCAGCGGAGCAGCCUCUUAGCUCCGGAAUCCGAUGAGCAUCUAAGAGACACCAUGCCUACAAGACCUGUUCCUACUUAAUUUACCGUGUAGUAAUGUUUACAUCGAAAGGAAAAGUGCACCAACGUAUUUUGACAUGCAUUUUGUAAGAGAAUGUUGAAGGUAAAUUGAAAAUGGCAGAGGGACACAUCCUUACAUUGAAUCCAAAUCCAGGGCUUCUUUGAACAAAUGUUUUAUCUCUUUGUAUUGUACAAAUAUUGAUGUAUAUUUUGAUAACGAGGGUGUAUAUAAUUCCAGAUGUGUUAAAGGAUGUGAAAUGCACAAUGACUAGUCGAGGCACCAGGAUUUUUGGGAAGUCUGACUUGAGGGAAUGGGCUGUUAGUAUUUUGGUUGUACUUCCUGAGUUUUGAGGUUUAUUGUCUUAUUUGUCAGUGGCUGUUGCUGAAUUUUGUAUCAACUUUCUCCUGAGUCUUCUGUUUCUAAAGCUUCAGAGCUGUUGAUGUGUAACCUAAGUCUCUCUUCCUCCUGAAAUCUCAAGAUGACGACCUUUUUAGAGUGUUAUCAUGUCAGCACAGAGAUUUUGUCGCUGAAUGGCUCAGUUAUUUUUGCAGUCUGACAGAAUUGUUUACAACGAACAAACAUGCUAUGUACUGUACAAACAUUUUCUAUCCUGUGGCUGUAUGAUGAAACUACCCCCUUUGAUACCACGAAAGAAACAACACUCAUCAGAGUAACAUAUCUGUUUUUGUUUUGUUUUUUACAAAAUGUUCAUAAAGAGUAAUUUAGCACUGAGCUGAGAAGCAUUGAGUGUGUUUACAUGCACUUAAUUCAUGGGUUGAGCCUUUUGAAAAUAUAUUUGUUUGUAGAUGACAAUCCAAGCAAAGGGAUGCUGAUGGCCAUGUGUACAUCUAAUAUAUAUAUAUAUAUAUAUAUAUAUAUAUAUUAGAUGUACAUAUAUAUCUAUUUUGUGCAAAUUAGCGCAGGUAAUGCUCCAGAGGGAUGAAUAGAAAAUGCACGUCAUUGUUCUAGAAGUACGUUUAUUACAAUUAAAUAGAAAAAGGAAAACAGCUGAGCAUAGGAAAAGCUUUUUCAAAGUUAAAUCUAACAAUCGUCAAAUAUGCAAGUAUUAUUUCCAAUAUCAUAUGGCUAAACGUUUUGGGGAACCCUUUUUGCAGUGUAUGUAACCUUGAUUUAUCUGAAUACCCUUGUAUCGACGUGAAUGUAAACAUUCAAUGCUUGAAAAAAACUUCAUUCACUGGAGGUCCUCAAAGACACGAUUCUCAGCUGGUGUUAAACUUUCUCUUAAAGAAUAAACUGGCAGGUCAAAUUGUUGUACAUGUGCAUGUUUUCUCCUGUGCACUCUUCUGUUCAGUGCAUGCUGCAUGAGACAAGCACACACCUGUAUUACUUGAUUGCAUGGUAUACCGGCCCUGUCGCCCUGUACUGUGUUUUCUUGUGCAACAAAUAAAUCUCUUUGACUCAUCCUUAGAAUUA
Gymnodraco acuticeps is the source of this 7203-nucleotide messenger RNA. RefSeq names its product microtubule associated serine/threonine kinase 3b (gene mast3b). Lineage: Eukaryota; Metazoa; Chordata; Actinopteri; Perciformes; Bathydraconidae. Gene Ontology annotation, molecular function: ATP binding; magnesium ion binding; protein serine/threonine kinase activity. The transcript is spliced from 28 exons. Gene Ontology annotation, biological process: peptidyl-serine phosphorylation; intracellular signal transduction. The record is from RefSeq and is a predicted model, not a curated record. The coding region runs from base 396 to 4808 and encodes 1470 amino acids.